Molecule: messenger RNA, 2224 nt
Organism: Haliotis rufescens (red abalone)
Lineage: Eukaryota; Metazoa; Mollusca; Gastropoda; Lepetellida; Haliotidae
Product: vegetative cell wall protein gp1-like
Exons: 3
Coding region: 84-1388 (434 amino acids)
Source: RefSeq, a predicted model, not a curated record
CACCAGUAUCAUUCCUUCUCCACCCUCGUCAACAGCUGACCAACAACAGCAACUGAAAGCCUACCGGACAACAAACAGGUGCUAUGAGAACGACCACCAUCUUGGCCAUGGCCGUACUAGGCUGUUGCUGUCUUGUGACCGACGCUUUCGUAAUUGGUUCCCCAUAUGGCAUCAAUCCUUACAUUCAACUGAUAAAUCGCCGUCAAAUUCCACGAUUUGGACGUCAAGUCAUCUACAAUCCCACUAGAGCAAUCCGAGGAAAAGCCAUCAAGUCCACUCAAGUCAAACAGGUUGCUCCUGCUCGACCAGCCCCACAAGCUCAGAAAGUCUAUCCCCCAGCCCCACAAGCUCAGAAAGUCUAUGUCCCAGCCCCACAAGCUCAGAAAGUCUAUCCCCCAGCCACACAAACUCAAAACGUCUAUCCCCCAGCUCCACAGCCCCAGUAUGUCGUUGCCAAUGGCCUACCUGAUCACUACGGUUCCCAGAUCGAUCAAGGAUACGACACUCAGCCUAUACAUGCUUCCAACAGAAACACACUUAGACACCAACCCUUCCCCCAGAAUACUAUCAUCAUCAUCAAGGAGGACUCCCCUAAUCCCCGUGGUGCUUCCGCCCCUGCACAGGCUCAAGCCCCACUCGCCCCAGCCCCUGCUUCAAUCGUAAUCGAUGCCCCUACCCCAACAGACCCUUUCUCAGCCGCUGGCCCAAACUUUGCAGACCCUUUCAAUGCCCCUUUCCCAGCAGACCCUUUCUUUGAUCCCACCACAGCCUCUGCAGACCCUUUCUCCCUAUCUAACCCUGUAGAUCCAUUGGCUGCCCCCACAUCUGCGCCAGCUAAAACAGCAGCUUCCCCACAGGUACCCAUCCCAGAACCCAACUCUCCAGCAGGGGCUGCAUCUGGCCUCUACCCUGGUGCUUCCCAACGUGGAUACGACGCCCUCGACAACAUGUUGAGACUCAGCAUGCUCGCUGAAAUGGAGCUUCCUCACUAUGGAGGACAUCACAACUUGCACCAGCUCGCUGAAACCCUUGGAGCACCUGCCAGCCGGGGUGCAGCUCAGUAUCAAGCUUCCAAGUCCUCUUCCCUGGGUCACCAGAACCAGUACGAUCGCUUGUUCUCACAGCACCUCGCUGAGGCACUAGACCUUCCUCCACAACAAGGCCACCCAGCGUCAGGUGCUACCCACAAUGCACCCCUCGCUAACAACCCCAACGUAGCUGUGUCACAAGCAGCAGCAGCAGCAGCGGCACCGGCAGCAGUAAAGGCAGCAUCACCAGCAGCUAAACCAGCUGGAGGUCCCCAUGGUUACAACCCUUAUGACCUCUACUCCAUGCAUCUCCGAGAGGCUCUUGACCUGCCUCCUAUGCCCCCUAUGCCUCGCGUGUGAUGUGAUCUUGCCUUCACAUGACUGGUCGGUGCUCUAGCUUUCCACCAGUUAGCUCAGGAUGAUUGGCUCAGAUACGUCUCAGAUAGAUGCGUCUGAAUUAAUUAUUUGUGUAUGGUAUAAUUUCAAAAGAAAAAUUGACCAGAGGUUGACAUGUCACUAGGUCAUCGUUGGUGUUUGUGUCUGAUAAUAAACAUUUGAGAACGAAACAAUAUUUGGUUAGCUUUUCAUCUACACCUCUGUUUAGUUACUUGGCGUACUAUAAUUAUAAACAGAACAGGACAGAAUUUAUAUUGUAUAGUCUGGCCAUGAGGCCAAUAGUAAAGAUGGUUGGAUAAUAUUUGACAUAUUCAAUCAAUUCAAUUCUUUAUUCAUGUACAUGUGUAGGCCAGCGGCCCAUGGUACAAUAUAUGGUCCAUCAUUAACAUUUAUAGGCUUCGUGUUUGGAGUCUAACAUUCAUGGCAUGGUAUAUAAAAGUUGCAACAUUUCUAAUAACAGUUUCAUUGUUUACCGCCAUAACAUUUUAGAACUAUUUGCUAAAGACCAAUGCCAAUCCUGUUCGUAAGCAAAUUUUAAACGAUCUUCACAUUCGGAAAUAAAUGAUUCAGGUCAAAUAACAUAUUGGUUCUCCCAUAUAUAUCCAAAUCCAAGGCUGUAUAAAAGUGUUUUGACUUUUGUAGCCCAAUUAGUUUUACCAUGUGUGGCUAGCUGAAAUAACAUAUCCUAACUUUUCUUAGGAUAUCGUGAAUUUGGGAGGGACAUAAGUUUACACCAAUAUUUUAUACAGCGUUUAUACGCAGAAAUGUACAGUGGGUAUCUUUCACACUCUCCCCGCACA